Bipolaris oryzae ATCC 44560 is the source of this 330-nucleotide messenger RNA. RefSeq lists its product as uncharacterized. NCBI's taxonomy places the organism in Eukaryota, Fungi, Ascomycota, Dothideomycetes, Pleosporales, Pleosporaceae. Bases 1 to 330 code for a protein of 109 amino acids. The transcript is spliced from 2 exons. The record is from RefSeq and is a predicted model, not a curated record.
AUGACCCAUGGCACAUCGGCCAGGGCAAAGCGGCACUGUCAUGGCCGAGCAAAGAGCCGGGGGGCGGCUCAGCCAACGCUCCCACAGCGCCGCCAACCGGAGCAUUUGGAGCCAGUCACUGACAGUUUGAGUGAGGCUGGCCGAGGGAGGGAGGGAUGGAGGAUGCAAAGCGAUCAGCGCCAGCACCAGCACCAGCACCAGCAGAUGCGGCAGCCGAUGCCGUGUGACGGCGGCAAGAAUCGUCUCCAAGCACAGCAUCACCCAGACAGCCCAUGGCGUCGAGAACAAGGCAAGCCCUCUCACACACGAGGCCGGGGGGAGAUUACAUGA